Orbicella faveolata is the source of this 736-nucleotide messenger RNA. Its product is annotated as endothelin-converting enzyme homolog. Gene Ontology annotation, molecular function: metalloendopeptidase activity. The record is from RefSeq and is a predicted model, not a curated record. Gene Ontology annotation, biological process: protein processing. Lineage: Eukaryota; Metazoa; Cnidaria; Anthozoa; Scleractinia; Merulinidae. Gene Ontology annotation, cellular component: plasma membrane.
UAUACUUUCAUGACAAAACCACCCACAGGGCGACCUACAGAGCGACCCAUGGCACCAUCCACGGCAUCUGAAGUCAUUUCCAAUCAGUUGAACAAGAAUGUGGAUCCAUGUGACGACUUUUAUUCCUACGCAUGCGGAGGGUUUUCCAAAACCCAUCAUCUCAGUGCGGAACAGAGUAGCGAAACUGGCUUCACUAUCGUGAACGACGACAACAUGGAGGUUUUACGACAAGCUAUGGAGACUGCUGCUUAUAACUAUUCACAGGUUUGGCACGAGUAGUCUAGGACGCUGAACUAGAUUCAAACCAAUCAGAGCGUAGUAUUUUUGUAAUGGACCAAUUUCUGUGGUUGUUCAUUCGCGAUCGCGCGUUAUUCGAAAAAGUGUUUCAGCCAAAUUUGCAGGGCUUUGCAUUUAUAGAGCUUGGUAUGUAUCAUUUCUACAUUGAACUGAUACUUUUUUUUGGACAAGAACUGUUCAGUUAGACCCUUCUCAGGUCGCCAUUUUAAUGUCACGCAACACAUAUGCUUGAAAAUUAAUACGUGCUCUAUUAGAAAACGAAGAACCCGGUGGAGCAUAAGCGAUGUAAAACGUUAAAGUCACUAGAGGGUCUUACAUCUGAUCAAAUUUAAACUUUAAAAGGAUUUAAAACUUUUAGAUUCGAAGCAUGAUGAUGUCACAUGAGAACUAGCAUAUAUAUGUUUCAGGGUGAUUUAUAUGUUAUUUCCCGGCCCUUGUA